Messenger RNA from Kuraishia capsulata CBS 1993, 495 nucleotides. RefSeq lists its product as uncharacterized. The coding region runs from base 1 to 495 and encodes 164 amino acids. Gene Ontology annotation, molecular function: catalytic activity. Lineage: Eukaryota; Fungi; Ascomycota; Pichiomycetes; Pichiales; Pichiaceae. The transcript has a single exon. The record is from RefSeq and is a predicted model, not a curated record.
AUGUUCCCACAAAGAAAUCCCAAGCCCAGUACUGAAGAAGCUCACAGGUGUCUUCGUUUGGCAAUCGAAGUGGCUCAUCAAGCCAAAUUGAAGGGACGUCAUCCGUUUGGAUGUGUGCUGGUAGGACCAUCUGGCGAAGUGUUGUUAGAGCAAGGUAACAUCGACACUUUAAAUCACGCUGAGAGCACGAUUUGCCGCACGGCUUGGAAAAAGUAUGAGACAUCUUUCCUUUGGAGAUGCACCCUUUAUACCAACUUCGAGCCGUGUUGUAUGUGCGCAGGGUCGUGCUAUUGGGCGAACGUUGGAAGAGUAGUCUAUGGGCUCGAGGAGAGUGCUCUACUGGAAUUGACUGGCGACGACUCCGAAAAUAUGACAAUGAAUAUGCCAAGCCGCAAGGUCUUUGAUAGUGGCCAGAAGGCGAUAGAGGUUUUGGGUCCCUAUGAGGAGCUGAGGGCUGAAAUAUUGGAGGAUCACCGUUCUUUCUGGAAGCAAUGA